Molecule: messenger RNA, 2978 nt
Organism: Eupeodes corollae
Lineage: Eukaryota; Metazoa; Arthropoda; Insecta; Diptera; Syrphidae
Product: centrosome-associated protein Alms1a-like
Exons: 3
Coding region: 92-2887 (931 amino acids)
Source: RefSeq, a predicted model, not a curated record
CUUUCACUUCACAACUUACUCCUGUUCAAUAUUUUGUUUUUCUUUUUUGAAAUUCAUAAUUUGAUUUGAAUAGAAGAAAAAAACUGACAAAAUGAGCUCCUCGGACUUGCCUUCUUGCUCAAAGCCUUCGAAGGCAAAGAGUUUAAAUAACAAAAUAAUCGACUAUUAUCUAAAAUAUGCAAAAGACCGCGACAUUGAGAAGUUCAUGAGAUUCAACAGCAGCAGUGGAAGCAGCUGCCCCUGUCCAUGUCCCUCAAAGUCGUCGUCAGGAAGUGAUGACAUUAUUUUCGUAAGUGAGGAAGUGAUCCUUGCCUGUCAACCAUAUGACAAACAGAAUGCCGAGGUCCCAUUGAAUCCUGACAAGGAGAAUUCGAGCAAAGAAGCAAACAAAUCCGGCCCAGAGUCUCGAACUCCAACUAAAACUUCAGAGCCUCCUAUUUCUCAUGCUCCAGAUUCGAUAACUAAAAUCGACAAGAAACUCGAAUGGGACUCUCUUGGUGAUGUUGGCUACAAAAAGGCCAAUUCCACGGGCAACCUCAGUUCCCUGGAACGCUCGGUUUUAAAGGAACUCUUCAAUGAAAGCCCAUCAGUGCCAAAUAUCUCAGACCAACGCUCAGAAGAGAUCCAACUCUCAUCAAAUCACAAGCUCAGCGCAUCGACACGUCGAGAAAAAUGGCGCCAAACCUUAGAGAGUCUUGGAAGAAAGUAUUCCUCGCAUUCAGGGAGCCACAACACCCAGGAAUUCAUGGAACUACCACAAAGCACUCCCAAAGUCGUGCCCAACACUGACAAAUCAUGUCAAACAACUUUCGAGAAGGCCAAACCUUUGGUGAAAACCAGAACCAAUCAUUCUUGUCAAACUAGCUUCGACCGCAUCAAAGUUCCUGACUUAAAGUCUCUACCAAAAUCCCAAGAAACCCAAGCAAACCUUUCGAGUCGCGCAGAAAGCUUUGCUACUCAAUCGAGCUUUGAAUACCAAGUUGGCGACAGGCGAAGCAGUGAUUCAUCAACCAAGUCAUCGACAAGAAGAAGCAUUCUCAGCGAGAAGAACGCAAUAUCCCAAUCGACAUCUGAGUCGACCCAAGACAAACAACUGACCGUGACGUCGAGGACAAGUCGCCCCAAGACCGAAGUCGACUUAGGCAUCAAACUCCUCUGUUCACUCAUAGAUGCGAAAAAUCUCACUGGAACGCAAAAAAAGAAUUUGGCCAAGAAAAUCUUUGAAAAAAUCACAAAACAACAAUCGACUGACGCUGACGGCGGCGGUGGUGCUGGAGCAUCAACAAUAAGUUCAACAUCUGUGUCAAGUGCAUUUAGCGUUCGUUCGUUAAUGGAGUGUUCUCCGCUGCGCGAAGAUCAAAAAGAAUUUGCGAUCCAAACAAAAUCUGCAAACAACAAAAUUAUGAUCGAACAAAUGACGGAGGAAACUCAGACCGAAGAGGUGCAGCUGGAAGGCGAGGAGCAUCGCCCACAGUCUUCGUCAUCUCUAGAAGAACCAAUCACCAUGCGGGAAUGGCUGCAUCCACUAACACGCUCUGAAAAAGACUAUGAAAAGAAGUUGAAGCUUAGGUCGCAAGGGGUCUCCUCGUCGGCCGGGCAAGUGAGUGAACGCACAAAGCAACUAUCGUGGAUUGAAAUGGAAAUAAACCGCUUGGAAGGCCUGAAGAAACUCAUACUGCAAGACUGUUCCUCCAGAAGUCGAUCGCAUUCCUCAACCUCAACUAUGAAGUCCUCCAAAGGCAAGUCAGAGAUAAUCUAUGAAGAAACGGCCGAAGAUAUGGUCAAAGAGGAGAACGAAUACAAACACUGCUUCCGGAGGACUUCUCAAAAUGUUGUCAUCUAUGACGAACCCACAGCGGAAAAGCGGCAGCAACCUCCAAAAACAGUGGAAAAUAUAGUCUCAUCAUCAUCGUCGUCGGGUUCCCUCCAGAAAAACCACCGGUCGAAGCUGGAAACCCCUAGCAGCAGCCCGAGCACCGAACGUGAGAGUGUUGGAGCCUUCGCCGAUCAACUGCAGAAGCAAUUUAUGGACAACUAUUCGAAAAAGAAGCACACAACUUCAGUGGAGCACUACUCCGAGCCUCGAAUCUGUGGCAAACCGGUCUUCACUAGGAAUCCAUCAUACACCUCUGUGGCGUCGUCGGCUUUCUGCAUGUCCUCCGAGAUGUCCAUUCCGAUCGUUGAGAGCACCUCGACCUCGACAACAACCCACCAGUAUGACAGUAACGGCUGUGACAGCAUCGAAGGUGUGGCCAUUCAAACUUCCUACUCUGUCAUUAAGACUAACCCGAUCUUCGGACCGAGAUGCAGAUGCAUCUGCACUUGUGGCAAAGAGUGCAAGUGUUCGUGUCCCAGGCCGACGGUUCGGGUGUCUGGCAAAGCGUUCCAUCAAACUGUUCAGGUGAAGCCAAAGGCUCUGGCGUAUGUGAUUCGAUUCAAUGAGUCUCGCAAUGACGGACAGGGAAGCAAGAUGACUGAGGAUGGCGUUUCGUUGCAAAAGCGUCUCGAGAUGAGGAAUCCUGAUUUUUGUUCGAAGGCGAAUGAGCGUCGAGAGAUCUUGAAAAAGUUGCAUGCGCUGCGUCAGGAACGAGAGGAGAAGAUUAGAGAGAUUGCAGAUAGUUCGAGCAUGUCUUCGAUUUCCAGGAAGCUCGAUGAACUUCCUCCACCUCCAAUAAAGCAAGUGAGAAUCUGUCCCAGUAGAGAAAUGAAAGGGUUGACAAAGAAACGCUAUUGCAAGCUGCCAGAAGUGAUUGCCAAACAAGAACGCGAGAAGCUGGAACGUAGGAAGAAAACCACGCGGGUAAUAACGAAUAUUUUUAACAAGAAACUGCAGCGCAUGGUGCAUAAAGGAAAACUCUCACUAGAAAAUAGCCGGACUGUUAUUUGAAUUGGAGGGCACACUGCACACAGACACACAGUUAGUUUUUAUUUAUGUAUUUUGAUACGAAAUGUAUACACAAAAUAAAUUUGAGAAUGAU